AUGCCGGCUCCUGCCGUCCCCAUUCCCUCCGCACCUAUCAAGAGGAAGAGGCAGUCAGGCGUGGACGACGAGGUACCAAAGGUACCAAAGAAGAGGGGCAGGCCUCCCAAGGCCAAGCCUGAGAAUGAGGUACCAAAGGUACCAAAGAAGAGGGGACGGCCUCCGAAGGCUAAGCCCGUGGUCGUAGUUCAGGAACCAACCCCUGACACCACCACCACCACCACGACCGCCAACUCCUCAUUAGAGGAGGAUUUCGCGUUCGACCCGGCCCUAUUUGCCGACUUCACCCCUACCACCAUCGACGCACGCGUCGAGGCAGGAACCCCCUGCCGCCUACAAGGGCAUGAGCAAGACAGCGCCGAAGCUGUAGAAACCGUUGAGAACCUCCCGGCCUCCUUUUUCCCCGCGGAUCCAGCGGCUGAGAGUACAUGGGCGGACGCCCCGAUGCACCAAGAACUUUGGAUCGGGGAUGUGGCGCCUGCUGACGACCUCCCGGCCUUCACGUAUCCCGCGUGUCCAGCGGAUGACAGUUGGUGGGCGGACCCCCCGCUACCGGAAGAUUCUUUGAUCGUGGAGCAAAAUUCCGCUGGGGAGAUGAUGGAUGCUCGUGACGCUGCAGCUGCAGCGGAUGAUGGGCUUGCGAAUGCGGCAACAUACGACUCCCUGUGCGACUGGGAGGAUGGUGUUGAUGAUAUGGAUGCAUUGAUAGAUGAGGCGUUUGCCUGA
This is a messenger RNA of Alternaria ventricosa, 726 nucleotides long. RefSeq lists its product as uncharacterized. Bases 1 to 726 code for a protein of 241 amino acids. The transcript is spliced from 2 exons. NCBI's taxonomy places the organism in Eukaryota, Fungi, Ascomycota, Dothideomycetes, Pleosporales, Pleosporaceae. The record is from RefSeq and is a predicted model, not a curated record. Gene Ontology annotation, molecular function: DNA binding.